AAAAUCGAAGAAAAUAGUGUGUAUAAUUAAGGCGGGAGAUUAAUCAAAUUUGUUCGGUGGAUAAACCAUAAACCCCCUUAAAAGAAGAAAAGCCAAGUUAAAGAGCACAGAAAAAGAGAGAGAAAGAAGAAGAGAACACAAUAAAUUGAGAAACGAUACAAUCAGAGACGGUUUUGCACAUUGUCAAUAUGCAAACAGACCUUCCUCUCUCCCUCUGCUGAUCAUUCUUUUCUUCUCCAUACUGUUUUUCCUACAUUAUUUUUAUCGGCGAAUUCAUGGCGGAUCUGUACGGAACUAACCACCGACUUCUGCCCACGAACCGAAGAAAUCACCUUAUUUCUCAACCAACUUAUCCACAAUUCUUCAGCAUCAUCUUCUUCUUGUUUAUUGCCUAAACCGGAGGAUCGCAACCGAUUUGGCCGACGGCUGACCCGUCGCUUCUUGACUCCUCUUCAACGCUUUGUUGUCAAUUUCUCUAACUUUAUGGUUUCUGGGGAUUCUGAUACCAAUGACAGCGAGAAGGGUCUGGAGGCACCGGAGGUGCCAUCAGACAGCGGAGGUCGAAAUAAAACGUCGUCCUCCAAAAGGAGCAGGGCCGCGGAAGUUCAUAAUCUGUCCGAAAAGAGGAGAAGGAGUAGGAUUAAUGAGAAAAUGAAAGCUUUACAAAACCUAAUCCCAAAUUCUAACAAGACUGAUAAAGCUUCAAUGUUGGAUGAGGCGAUAGAGUAUCUAAAGCAGCUUCAGCUUCAAGUACAGAUGUUAACAAUGAGAAAUGGAUUUAGUUUGCACCCAAUGUGGUUACCUGGAGUACUACAGCCAAUGCAACUGCCUCAAACAGGAAUAGUCUUUGAUGACGGCAAUGAUUUGCCGAAUACCAACAGUGUAACAAACAAUUUUUCUGCAAAUGAAGAAACCUCAGUUCAAACUGCCUUCAAUCUUUCCAACCAAUGUACUGUCUCAAAUCAGCCAAUUGCCAUACCUUCAGCAGCAGAUUUUAACUCAUCAGAAACCCCAUUUGGACUUGAACCGUUGAUUCAGGCUCACUACGCGCCCUUCAGUCUCUAAUCUUCCAAGGUAACUUUAGUAUGAGCAACUAAUAAUUUAUGUUCACACUUGGAACUAACAGCAGCCAUAUUGUUGCAAUGUGAAGGAAAUUUGCGGUGAAGGUGUGCCACAAGUGCUUUUAGAUAUGAAUUUCACUGGGAAGAGCUCUUCGUCUGGUGUGUCUUAGGCAAUACCUUUAUCCUCAGAAUUGGAUGUAUGACAAUUGUGAUGACCAUAUGAACAGUAGGUUUUGGUCAAACACCAUAGAACCUACAAAUGAUCUUUUAAACAACUGACAUUUUACACUCUUUAUCAGUUUAUUUAUGUAGCAAGCCACAUUAGGUUGAACUGUUGACAUCCGUUUAACCAUAUAUAAACCUUUUUCAUAAUGUUUUGUUGUUUAUAUUAUAAAGUCAAGAUGUUACUAUAUUUUUGAUGGAUGUUGCUAUUACAGCUUCUGAACUGGAAUCUUGUUUGUUGGAUGUUCAAGAAAAAAGAAAUGGAAAUCCUCCAAUUUUCAUUACAGAUAAUCAUGGAUCACAAGCAUGAGUGUUUCCCUGAUCAUCCUUCCUCAUUGGCUCAUUCAUACUAUUGUUUCUCUUGCAAAAUGCA
Messenger RNA from Pistacia vera, 1656 nucleotides. RefSeq names its product transcription factor SPATULA-like. Gene Ontology annotation, cellular component: nucleus. Bases 484 to 1065 code for a protein of 193 amino acids. The transcript has 5 exons. Gene Ontology annotation, molecular function: protein dimerization activity. The record is from RefSeq and is a predicted model, not a curated record. Lineage: Eukaryota; Viridiplantae; Streptophyta; Magnoliopsida; Sapindales; Anacardiaceae.